AUGGAGGCCAAGUUAAGUGAUCGUGCGAUCUCCACUGCAUUACUCUUCCUGCUCUUGGCGGUCUGCCGUUCGGACCCCAAUCCUCUCCGUGACUUCUGCGUCGCCGACCUCCCGGCAGCGGACACGCUCACGUCCAACGGAAUCCCCUGCAAGCCGCCGUCCGCAGUGGCGGAUGACGACUUCUUCUUCGGGGGCCUGGCCGUGGAGGGAGACACCGACAACGCCCUGGGCUUCAACAUCACACGCGCCACGGUGAGCGAGUUCCCUGCCCUGAACACGCUGGGGCUGUCGAUGGCGCGCAUCGACCUCGGCCCCGGCGGGGUGAACGUGCCGCACACCCACCCCCGCGCCACCGAGCUGGUGCUGGGCCUCGAGGGGAGGGUGCUGGUGGGCUUCGUCACGAGCAGCAACGUGUACUACUCCAAGGUGAUAGGCAAAGGCGAGCUGUUCGUGGUGCCGAGGGGGAUGAUGCACUUCCAGUUCAACGUGGGGAGGAGCAAGGCUUCCUUCGUCGUGGCGUUCGAUAGCCAAUCGCCCGGAGGAGUAGGUGCGCCGCUUGCGAUGUUCGGGUCCAAGCCUGCUAUUCCCAACCAGGUGCUUGCCAAGUCCCUCUUUGCGGACGAAGCGCUCGUCGCCACCCUCAAGGCCAAGUUUGGCAACUGA
This is a messenger RNA of Ananas comosus (pineapple), 663 nucleotides long. RefSeq names its product germin-like protein 3-8. Gene Ontology annotation, molecular function: manganese ion binding. NCBI's taxonomy places the organism in Eukaryota, Viridiplantae, Streptophyta, Magnoliopsida, Poales, Bromeliaceae. The transcript has a single exon. Gene Ontology annotation, cellular component: cell wall. Bases 1 to 663 code for a protein of 220 amino acids. The record is from RefSeq and is a predicted model, not a curated record.